GUUGUUUACGAAAAUGAGAGAACGAAAGCCGAAUGUCCGGCGCUUUGACCGAAUUCCAAACCAAUGGUGCACAUGGGCUCCAGUAUCCUGCAGGAACAAAUGGCGUAUGAACCAAUUGUUGGUCACCGGCUUCCAUGGGACUGCAUCUUCUUACGAUGCUCCACUGCCUUGUGGGUUAGAUCUUCAGGUCGAAGGCUCGGGGAGUGGCCCCCUAAGAAAACCACAUGCUUCGGUUUGGGCACCUGGGCAGUAUCACCGCCCGCACACAAAAAAUGACGAACUGUCUAUAUAUAUAUAAUAUUAUAUAACUCUUAAGUAACUAGAUUAUAUGUUUACAUUCCUUCCGUCAUAAGCUUUCAUUUGGCUAUCGCAAUACGAUUUGCCAUUCUUAACUUGUUCCCAACAUAUCGGUCACAGUAUCCCACGUUCACAGAUACUUUUGGCGUUGUCUUGUAUGACAUUUCUUUUCUCAUUCUGUAUUAUGAUGCGGUCUGGUCUGCUUGUAUGUAGACCGAGUAUGUCUGAAAUAUACGAUGCACACAGUGGAGUCUGAUAUUUUUGUUCUAGACUGAACGGUCUGUGCUAGGCGAGAAGUUGCUAUACAGAGGACCAAUAAGAAUUGAGAGUUGACUGAAGGCUGUUCGUGCUGGUUAACGCAUCAUUGCUUUAGCAAAGGGGCAAGGUUAUAUAAGUCGGUAUUCAAAAAGGCGAUUUUAUCACGUUAUUUGAUGGACCAUAGGACAACAAGUUGGCGACGGGAUGGAAAGUCUACGACCUCGACUUUCACAAAGGAAUCGAGGCCAUCCAGUAGUUGAACGAGAAUCAGUGUAAUUAUUUGAACACAACGUACAGAGCUGUCGUCGGUGUCCUUGCACGACAUUAGUUAUUAAUUAGUCAUUCAGUCUUUUUCUUAUUACUGUUCUGACUCAUGCAGAAGAAGAAAAUCAAUAUGUCAACUUUAAUGGAGCAAAUGCAAUUAUUUCUUCAGCAACAACAGAGUCGAUUUUUAGCUUCUCAAGAACAGAUGCUUACAUCACUUACAUCAAAAUCUUCAAUCCAGUCCAAAUGCACCGCAAAAGAUGAGAUAAUAGAACCAUUACUUAAAUUAGUCCCAAAACUUAUUUUUGAUUCGGAAAGUGGUCAUAUAUUUGAAUUAUGGUUCGCUAGCAUCGAAUAUCUUUCUCAGAUGAAAGGAACGUAAGAUUGGUAUCACAAAAACUUGACCCACAAGGACACUAAAUAUGGAAAUUUUAUCCUGCCAAGACACCCAAGGGAGUUGAGUUUUGAUGAAACCGCUGGUAUUUUGAACAAGAUAUUUUGUGAACAAGCUUUGUUAUUUCAUAUUCGUUAUAGAUGCCUCCAGUUAAAAAAGGACUCUGGUGAAGAUUAUCUGACGUACGCAAGCAGGAUUAAUCUACAAAUUGAACGCUUAAAUUAAGUACAUUAUCAAAUGACCAAUUUAAAUGCUUAUUGUUUGUUUUUGGACUAUAGUCUUCCACAGAUGCCGAUGUUCGAACUCGAUUAUUAUCCCGUAUUGAUGACGAAAUGGUACUACAAAUAAUCACUGCAUUGCCAACGCUUGCUAAAUUUGAAGCAUGGCACUGCAAUCGUAGGAACUAGAUGAAAAACCCCGAAAAAUAGCAAUAUCCAUGCUGUUAAAUUCGAACAGUGUAGUUCGUCGUAUCAAUCCGUAUUAUGUUGUUGAUAAUUUUAGAUACGCCGCAGUGUAGGAGACGAUACCAUAUAUUUCACCUAUCCACACUGUCAAACGCUUUCUCAUAAUCAACUAAGUUGAUGUACGGUGACGACUUCUAUUCAUUUGAUUGUUCAACUAUGAUCCGUUGCUUCUACCUUUACAUGGUGGUCGGGUUUGCCUAUCGUAAUAAAGCAAUUGAGCUAUACUGGCUGGAACAAUCGUUCCUCAAGGUCCUACUAUACCAGACAGGUCGGUUAAAGAGCGAUAGGACUAAAAGCAACAAACCAAAGGUUCGAGGGCGAAGUCGUACUGCUAACUGUACAGAGGUGUGACAGCGGUUAGGUGUUUUCUUCAGACAAUUAGAAUAAUAGGGAUGCUGCCUUCCCACAAGUAGGGGUGGAUUUAGAAAGGUUCGACCCUAAAAAUGCACACCAUAUCCCAGCAAUUACGGAGCUUGCACGGAAAUUAAUCAUAAAAAGAUCAUCUGUAACCGAGCUCAAGCAGUUGUCUCUUGGACACUGCGGUCACACUCUCAGGUCACUAAAUCCACUACUUACCCAAGUUAUUUUUCAGGUGCCUCUAGAAGAACCCUUCUACAAUGUGGGCAACUGUGAAGUGAUGACUGCCCUCAUACCUCUAACAGCACUCAAUAUCACUGUGGAGUCGAGAUUCGAGCAAUGAUUUUUGUCCAUUGUUAAUUAUCACCUGUUAAGAUCAACAAUCAAAACACUGACUGUGUCAAACCAAUGACGUGUUAACCAGUUUGAGCAACCUAGUGCCAAUUUUAGUUCUUCACACCUAGCCUUUUUGUUAGGUUCCAAAACAUAAAUCUCAGCUUCCACUGUAUGAAUCAUAUGGUUCGGACAUACUUGGUUUAUAUACAAGUAAACCAGACCACACUAUAAAAUAAGAAAUAAUAAUUAUACGAGAACAAGCCAAAAAGUGGCUGUGAUUGUGAGAGACAGUAACUAACAUAUUGGGAAUAACUUAGGAAUAUUAAAUCGUAUAAUAGUAGUUCAUAGGUCACAUAAAAGCUUAUGAUAAAAAGAAUAUAAACAUAAUCGAGUUAUUUAACAGUCUAUAAAUAGUCUCCAGGAGUUACCCACAAUUUAAUCUUUUCCGGUUAUAACAACAUCUAUUCUCAGUUUCCAGCUAUAGAGUUAUAAAUCUGACGAAACUUCUCUCCCUAGCUUCAUUUGUAAUCAGUGUGAUUUUUGUAUGUGGAAAGUUGUGCACUACGCUAACAUUUUUCCUUUAUUGCGCAUUAACAGAUGUGUUUAUCAGUUACACAACAAGUUUAGCCUUACUGUUUUUGUAAGCAGAUUUUGUCUUAAUUCCCUUAACCUGCAUUGUGUAAACAAAAAACAAUAUAUGACCUGUUUCUUUCCACAGAAUACUUUUCAUUUUUCAUUGUUACUAUUAUUAUCGUUAUUAUUACUAACAAUAAUAUUUCAAAAUGUUUACUAUUGUCCGUUGAACAGAAAGUUUUUUUUUUGAAAAUAUGCACAAAAAUAGCAUCUUUAUAUUCAUGUGAAUUAAUAUUUAUGUUUACAACCUGUUGUUUAUUUCACAUAGAUUGGAUAAAAAUGUUUUAAGUAUUUAUAUCUAUUUAUGAAUAUUUGUUGUUUUUUUUCAAAUUUAUUAUAUCGAUGGUGUGUUACUAUUUCAUCACAGUUUCCAUUCAUACAUGAUGAAUAUCCAGGCAUGCUGAAAAAUGCACCGUGAAACGUUUUUAAAAUAUUGUUAAAAUCAUUUUAAGCGAUCUUAUCGCAUCAACACGACGUGAUGAAAUUAAAAAGAAUAGCAAAUUAAAUCGAAUUAAUGUUAGUUUCAAUGGUAAUGUAAAAUAUUGAACAUCAAGAGUACUGUUCGAAAAGACAAAAUGAAAAGCUAUUCUUGAAGAAAUACUGCAAAUCAAGAUUUACAAAAAAGAGUAAACAUAUCUUCCACAGCACACAAUAUUUCCAAUAAGCUAUCGUGAUUAUCAAUCUAAUCGCUAUCAAGUAGUCUACCCUUGCCAAAGUGGCUCAGACCAACAGUCAAUGACUAGUUCCAGUUAUAUUCUUUUGCUCUCCAUAUUUUUUUCAACUAGUUCCUAUACCACCUAAUAUCGAAGUAGGCUGUUGUUCGACAUCAGUAAUACAUUCAUCACCUCAGUUGAUGAAGAUCUAAUACCUAAUCAAUUAAUCUGCCUGCUAUGUUUGAAGGGAUUACGAGCUCACCUAAAUCUGCAAAAGGAAACGGAGAUUCAGCGACACAAUGACCAGAGAAGCUAUUCUGAUGCGUCCCAGCUUCCGCUAACUAGAGAGUGGGGUCCAGGUUCAGAAGAAGGGAAAUAUAUUCCAAAAGCAUCAGCAACAUCAACAAGCACAACUUAAGCGUAUAUAUACAGCGUAGAAAUGUCCAUGGAAAACAUCAUGAAAUAUCAUAUUAAAAGGGACUUCAAACCGAAUAGGAAGUAGGAUAUGAAGGUGAAAAUAAGAAAUUCAAAUAUCCAAAAUAAAAUUACAAAAACAAGACAUUUAUUAAGCGAGUUCUGAGGAUCUAGCAUCCUCAACACUACUUUCUCUGCCUAAUAGUUUGUGUCUAGCCUCAACAUCGCUCAUUCAGUCGCAUUACGAAUCAUAAUCAAUGUUUCCAAUAUUUAUACUUUAUCGAAUUUCACAACUUUGAGUGGUUGAGAACAUAAACUUUCAUAAUCUGUUAUCUAAAUUUUUCUAAUAGGGAGAAUAAAAAUAAAUUUGUUACAAUUUGUCUAUGUAUAAAUCUGAAAUUGGCGUAUGACCGAAUCUGAACAUAACUCUUACUGGACAAAUAAUUCUGCUAGUUGUGUAUAAAUAUAUGUUUCGAAUUGCAUUAAAAUGUGGUAUGCAAUUGAAAAGAAAAACUUUGAACGCAGUAAAUUCCUACUCUCUGUUUCUACUUAAAUGGAGUCUGAAAACACUAGAUUGUAAUCACAUUGUUUAAUAACUAACAAUAACUAUAGGAAUUAUCAUUCUUUUUAUGUAGUCAUUCACUUGCUCCUAGUUUUACAUAGUUUAUUUAUAGCCUAUGUGAUUUGUAUAUCACCUAGACAAUCAAAAAUACUGUGCCAUAUACUUUAAACUUAGACUAUCAUAUCGAACGUUGAUUAAUAAAUAUGAAAAUAAACUUAUCACUUUAUUAAGAUCUCCGAUUCGUCUUUGAUACUAGAUUUGGAAUUUAUCCAAUUUAAUUAUUAUUAUCACUAUACUGAAAUCUCCCUACCGUUGCUUCUACCUUUACAUGGUGGUCGGGUUUGCCUAUCGUAAUAAAGCAAUUGAGCUAUACUGGCUGGAACAAUCGUUCCUCAAGGUCCUACUAUACCAGACAGGUCGGUUAAAGAGCGAUAGGACUAAAAGCAACAAACCAAAGGUUCGAGGGCGAAGUCGUACUGCUAACUGUACAGAGGUGUGACAGCGGUUAGGUGUUUUCUUCAGACAAUUAGAAUAAUAGGGAUGCUGCCUUCCCACAAGUAGGGGUGGAUUUAGAAAGGUUCGACCCUAAAAAUGCACACCUCACCCGUAGCAGGUGACUAUGUAGACUGAAAAGUUUUGUGGCACUGUCUGUCAUUGAAAGAAGUACCACAGAAGUGCAUAAAAUUUGUGAGGGCUCUUUACUCGAUCAUUAACAGUCUAGUCAGAGCUUAUGGCGUGUCAUGUAUGCAUGAACGCCGAUUACCACGACUCUCAGAGUCGACCUCAGUGGCGCUCAUGCAUUCACAUGCUACCUCUAUAGAUCAGUGUUUCCAAUAUUCCUCCAUACAUACCUUCCCAUCAACUUUUCGAACCACAUUCUUAAUGUUUAUUCUUUCUUAUUAUGGUUGCUGCUACAUUAUUUCGGUUUCUCUGACGUACAUCUUGUUAAUUUCAUUUCGUCGACCUAACAUGAUAUGACAACUUAGACCAACUCCUGUUUGAGCCGAGCUCUAUGUUGAUGUCUAUUUUUCUGAGUUCACCCUUAUCAAGCAGCUUUCGUUGACAUACAUUUUUGUCUGUCUCUUUGUUGAUUAUUUCUAACUGGUUGUUUAAGCAUCAUAUGUGCCAAGCUCUUUGUUCACUAUGACUGACACGUAUUAACGACGUCGAAUUUCGGGCUACUGGUAAGAUCUGAAAGUUUCUACAAGUUGUAUAUAUUUCUGUUAGAAACCCUUGAAACUAUACCAUAUAUAUUGCAGGCCUCAGGGUAUUUUACUGAUUACAUGAUCAUUCUAUGACACCGCUUCAUGAACAGAAAAUAAUUAACAUGAGUUUCAAUAAUAAUGUAAAAACUAAAACUCAACUGAAAACUUGUUACGAGACAUUACUACAAAAUACAUCCACAUAAGCAUACGAGAAGCGAUGAUUUUAGGUUUGUUUACAGUCAGUCAGUCAUACUCAAUGUAGGACCUGUCACAUAUGUGAAUCGGUGUAAGUUGUCACACUACACUAGCAUAGCGAAAUGAAAUUAUCAAGAUAAAUCCCAGAUUGUUAGAAAGUUUAACAGUACCAGUAAUAAUAGAAAGGAUUAGGUAGACAACAAACGGAAAAGUUGUAGCCUUAUUAUAAUAUUGAUUCGAUAGCAUGAAAUGCCAAACAAAGCCAACUGCUUUGCAUAGAAAAUUUUUAAAAGUAGGUACACCAGUAAAACAAAUGAAUUUCAAGUACAGAUUGUGAUUAAAAUCCACAAUAAUCUAAUUAUCUUUGCUUUCCGGUGGGUAUAAUAGUAGCAUCUGACUGAAUAGCAUUCAAAAACAGAUUACCUUUCUCGUAGAGCAAAGAGCCAUUUGAGUUUUCUUUUUCAGAUCGCAGGAAAUAGAUCAAGUCUUGUGGUUUAAGUGUGUGCGAGAAUUCAGCUUAAAUAAGCAAAAACAAAGAGCUUUAUGAGAUCAUAACUGGAACCAAACCACAUUUAUAUAAAUGUGGAUCAAAACUAAGAGUAAAAUUUCAGUGUUUUUAUCUCUUCAGAUACAAGUACCAAAAAUGGGGACUAACUAAAAUCAUAGCUGCUGCCAUUAAUCAAAAAUCCCUCGACAUUUGAUCAGCUAUAUUCACAAUGGUUUUAAACUUAAGCCAUCGGUGAAGUGUUUAAAAGUAAUAUCUAUCAUGAAUUUACGUAUCAGUAAACAUGAUAAAUGAAUUGCUUUUUAUAUAUUUUUUUCUCUCUACUCUCCUAAGAAAGCCAUGGAUAACUUCGUUCUGUUUAAAGAUCUAGUGGAAUCCAACAUAGAUUUGGACUAUGUUAACCAACGAAAUGAGUUCAUUAUUCGUGCUGAUAAAGAUCCGUUGCUACAAGAAAUAAGGAAUAAAUUAGACAAUUUGGAGGAAAGAAUUCGGGAUGAAUUUAGACGUUGUGCAAAAAAGCUGAACUUGGAACAGAAUAAAUCUAUCAAGUUGGAAAGCAAUGAGCUACAUGGAUAUUUUAUGCGUGUCACACUCAAGGAUGAGAAAUGUUUAAGAGGAUUUGAAACAUUUGAAAUUUUGGACACACAAAAAGGUGGUGUACGUUUUCGUAAUAACCAAAUGACUUCAUUAAAUGAAACUUAUGCUGAAGUGAAACAAGAAUAUAAUGGAUUACAAGAAGUGGUUGUACAUCAAGUUGUUUGUGCCGCAGGUAACUACUUUUUUACGACUACUUGUCAUGUGUCUUAAGACUUUCUUAAAUAUCACCUGUUAAAUUCACUAUUGGAAACUCCGAAUAUUUUUCUCUUUAUCUAGUCCCUAAUAUUUCAUAUAUAGCUUAAAUUCAUAGACUUGGACAGUUACAUUUCUGAUCCGCACAGUUAGCCUUGAACCCAUUUAAGGUAAACCCCUAAUGGUUCGCUAUCCGUAAGGUUGUCUCUAUUUUUUGCCUUGAGUCCAAAACGAAGUCAAAAGUCAGCCUCUCUCACAUUAUAUUUUAAGCACUCCUGAGUUUAUUUACAAACAUACCUGACCACAUCACAUCACCCAAAAUGUCUGUGAGUGGGGAAAGCCGCACACGAUUUAUUGGGAAUAACUGAAGGUUAAUAAUUAGUAUGGUAAUAGUUAACGGGUAAAUAGGAGCUAAAGAUAAACUCAGUAUAUGAAUAUAGUAAUCCAG
Messenger RNA from Schistosoma haematobium, 7774 nucleotides. Its product is annotated as MutS-like protein, variant 3. Gene Ontology annotation, biological process: mismatch repair; mitotic recombination. The transcript has 5 exons. The record is from RefSeq and is a predicted model, not a curated record. Gene Ontology annotation, molecular function: ATP binding; mismatched DNA binding; ATP-dependent DNA damage sensor activity. Gene Ontology annotation, cellular component: MutSalpha complex; nucleus. NCBI's taxonomy places the organism in Eukaryota, Metazoa, Platyhelminthes, Trematoda, Strigeidida, Schistosomatidae. The coding region runs from base 6877 to 7344 and encodes 155 amino acids.